This is a messenger RNA of Amyelois transitella, 927 nucleotides long. Its product is annotated as carboxypeptidase B-like. Bases 1 to 927 code for a protein of 308 amino acids. Lineage: Eukaryota; Metazoa; Arthropoda; Insecta; Lepidoptera; Pyralidae. Gene Ontology annotation, molecular function: metallocarboxypeptidase activity; zinc ion binding. The transcript is spliced from 6 exons. The record is from RefSeq and is a predicted model, not a curated record. Gene Ontology annotation, biological process: proteolysis.
AUGAAUUGGAACAAUUACCAUCGUCUGGAUGUUAUUCACUCAUUGCUAGAUGACCUGGAAUACGACUACCCCUCCAUUUGCACAUCUGGUAUCAUUGGCAAGUCACUAGAAGGAAGAGAUUUGAAGAUACUAAAGAUAUCAAACAGUGAUGCUAGCAACGCGUGUGUAUGGAUGGACGCCGGUAUCCACGCCAGAGAAUGGAUCGCUCCGGCGGUCAACACGUAUAUUGCUGAUCACAUCGCGAGGAACUUCCAUGAACUGCCUACAAGUGUCACGAAUAAAGACUGGUAUUUCCUCCCCGUAGUGAAUCCAGAUGGCUACGAGUAUUCACACGUAAGAGAUCGCAUGUGGCGCAAAAACAGAGCAUGGCACGGCGGGCAAUGUGUCGGAGUCGACCUCAAUAGGAAUUUUAGUUACGGCUAUGGUGGCCCUGGGUCUUCAGAUAACCCAAACCAUGCAUUUUUUAGGGGACCCGAACCUUUUUCGGAACCAGAAUCCUGUGCCGUAAGAGACAUGUUGUCGAGCUCGGGUAUUUCUUUUAAAGUGUACAUAACCCUGCACAGCUAUGGACAAGUGAUUUUAUUCCCGUUCGCCUUCACCGACAAACUGUGUCCCGAUUACAUAAGAUUACUUGAAGGAGCCACUGUUAUGUCUAAGGCAAUAUACGACUGCAAUGGUAACAUAUACAAAGUUGGUAUAUCCCGUGACGUCAUGUACGGCGCUGCGGGAACCAGUAAUGACUGGAGCUACGGAGCCGCGCAUAUUCCCUACUGCUACCUCAUAGAACUAAGAAGCAAGGAACACAAAUUCAGACUGCCCAAAGAAGAAAUCGAAGAAACGGGUAACGAAAUAUUGAACUGCGUUAAAGCACUCAUGGAGUUUUUAGACAAUCGGCCACUUGAGAAAAAAGAACCUACUGAAAUUUGA